AUGAGGCGGUGCGCACCGUGCUUGUCUUCUUUUCAACGCCUCCCUUUCGGGCGUCGUUCGACCGCUGGGGGCAUCAACCUCAAUCGGGGCCUCUUGAGUGAUAAGGAGCGGGGAGACCCGUUCACGGACCCAACGGUGUAUCGCAGCAGGAAGAGCAUUGCGGCCAUGGACAAGGUCUCACGCAAGACGGAGCGCCUUCGCAGGGAAGAGAAGCAGAGGGAGGAAAUGAAUGCAUUGGGCGUUGACUCACGGAUGGAGAGAGAAUUGGCUAGCGGUGCCGCGCAGCCGCUGCAGCAGGAGGCCAUCGCUGCCGCCCGUGUGAUGGAUGAAGAGGGAAUAACUUCGUCUGCGCCGGGCGGCGAAUACACGACGGCGCUGCGACGCUUGAUGGAGAGGGAAGUAGACCGCCGGGAUCACAUGAUGGAUAAGUUCGGUCAGCCACCGACGGCCAAAGAAUAUCAUCGCUUGUUCACACAGCUGCGACGCGCAGACGAUGAGGCGGAGGCCAUUGAACGACACCAAAUGCGUCUAGUAGAGGAGUACGGGAUAUAUCCCUCCAUGCGUCUGGAUGCCUAUAUGCUGGAUGAUGACACGCAUUUUCCGGACUGGGUGAAUGCGUUGCCGUACAGUAUACGAGAUCGCGUGAAGUACGGGUCAUUGGGGCUCACCGAGGAGGAUGAGGCUCUUCGUGUGACACUGGGUCGCAUGCCGUUGGAUAGGCGGCGACAAGAGUGGGAGAGGCAAAGGAAGGCGAGGGAGUACAAGGCGGCAAAGGAGGAGACGUUAACAUUGGCAGAAUUGCGAGAUGCUCGACAAGGCAAGCGACGGUUUCACUGGCUGCAACGAAAGCGUCAAAAGCGGGCGUCAAUGCUGCGACGACUCGCAUUGCGCAAACCAGAUGCAUAUGAGUUGUGGCCUUCAAGUGUGGUGGACUAUAGUCAGCGCAUUGCUUUUAUUGCGCAGCACGUGGAAAAUGGCGUGGACACAAAGGGGCAGUGGCCCUUGGACCCGGAGGAGCUGGCACGUGCUCGGGUGCGGCGCAGCCAGGAGGAGGCCGAGCGCACGUUCCUGUUGAACGCGGAGGAAAAGAGGGCGCUCAAGCGGACAACGAAGGGCGGCAGCAGCAGCAACAACGGCAUUAUGCAAAUGCUUCGUGCGUUGGACUCACCAGAGAAACCUUUUAAGCGUGUUUCUCGUAAGGUCUACGCCAACCGUGUGAACGCCAUUGUGCAUGGCGAUCAGGAUGAGUAUGGACGCAAGUAUCGUAAAAUGGAAAGCCGCGCCAAGCGUCGGAUGCGGCCGUACGAGUCACUGGGGGAGAUUGCACUCUCAAAGGAGGUGCGGAAGGAGCCACGUGUUUACUCGAACGGUCUGAACCACACCGAUGACGAACACUGGCCGAAGCACACCAAAUCUUGGGCGGAUGGCAUGCCUUCCACACGCUACGCCGCUUGA
Molecule: messenger RNA, 1455 nt
Organism: Trypanosoma conorhini
Lineage: Eukaryota; Euglenozoa; Kinetoplastea; Trypanosomatida; Trypanosomatidae
Exons: 1
Coding region: 1-1455 (484 amino acids)
Source: RefSeq, a predicted model, not a curated record